Molecule: messenger RNA, 714 nt
Organism: Penicillium diatomitis
Lineage: Eukaryota; Fungi; Ascomycota; Eurotiomycetes; Eurotiales; Aspergillaceae
Product: putative C2H2 finger domain protein
Exons: 3
Coding region: 1-714 (237 amino acids)
Source: RefSeq, a predicted model, not a curated record
AUGGCACCCCGAGCAUUCACAAAUCCCGCGCCCAAGACAGAAUCCGCUCGCUCAGCCCUAAGCGCAUUCACCUGCACGCUCUGCAACAAAUCCUACUCGCGCCACCCGGAAUACGAAGCCCACAUCGGAUCCUACGACCACCAACACCGCAAACGCCUACAAGAUCUCAAACAACUCUCGCGGGACCCCAACGCCGCUGAAAAGGCGCGCCGCGCCGAACGUCGCGCCGAUGCCGAGGCCGGGCUGAAAGUACUGGACACUGCUAGCACGCCCGGGGGCGUUUCGUCGACGUCGUCGGCGGGGAAGACCACGAAACCGGGUGGUGGUGGUGGAGGAGGCGGAAGCGGAGGCGGAGGAUUCAAGAAGGGAGGGUUCAAGAGCUCGUUUGCGACGGUCAAGGGUCCUGCGGCGCCGGUGAAAAAGGUGAACGUUUUGGGAGAUGAGGAUGAGGACGAGGGCGAGGAGCACAAGGACAAAGGCGAGGGCGCGGGGGAAGGGAGAAUAGGUACCGGUCAGAGAGAUCAGGCAGAGUCAAGGCGCGGGGAUACUCGGGCCAAUGAAGAUGGGCGACAUCGUGAAGACGUGGAAAGUGAAACGGAUGAAGAAUAUGCGCGGAAUCGGGACGGAGGGGGAUAUUAUGAUCCUCGACGGCCCACGGGCUGUCAUGCGGGGUGUUCUAGUUUGGCCGUUGGGCCUCUGAAGGCGUCGUCGUGA